Messenger RNA from Pseudocercospora fijiensis CIRAD86, 3898 nucleotides. RefSeq lists its product as uncharacterized. NCBI's taxonomy places the organism in Eukaryota, Fungi, Ascomycota, Dothideomycetes, Mycosphaerellales, Mycosphaerellaceae. Gene Ontology annotation, cellular component: Set1C/COMPASS complex. Gene Ontology annotation, molecular function: RNA binding; histone H3K4 methyltransferase activity; protein binding. The coding region runs from base 1 to 3603 and encodes 1200 amino acids. The transcript has 4 exons. The record is from RefSeq and is a predicted model, not a curated record.
AUGUCGCAGUACGGCGGCAUCGAGGGCAUCAACAGCAUAUCCUCGCCCGGCUCGCUCAAGCGCAAGCGACCUACACCUAAUAUCGCGCACUCAGACUCGCUCGGCAGCACGGCCUCUUCGGUCUUCACCUCAAACUCACAUGCCUUUGCGCAGAACCGCAAAGCAUCCACCAAUGGUCUGACACCUCUCACAAACCACACAGAGUCCUCGCCACCCAAGGGCAAUAGUCCGCAGCACUCGAAGCAUACCGCAGAUAUGGCCUCCACGUCGCACGUGCCUGCCUCUGAUCUCGCGUCCUCUUCGCAAGAGCGCACACCACGUCCACAAAUGCUACCGCCACCAGGUCAAGUGAAAGGGUACAGAGCGGUUUGGGAUCCGGAAUUGGACAACAAGCUCAGCAGAGAAGAGCGCAAGCGAGCCAUAUUCAGGAAAAGAGACUUCGGCGCAGAGGUACGAUAUACUUUUCAUAUUUUGCUGAGCUUGCAUGCGCCACCGGAUCCGAGACUGGCGAUACCGGGGUAUAUAUCCGGCCAAUGCAGGCCGAAGACUGCACCCAGCAAGGCGAUUAUGCGAAUCUCGCCCUACACAAUACCUCCUUACAAGGUCGAUCGGAAUUCGAUUGGGCCCGGAGAGGCGGAACAGGUCGUUGUGCUUGGCUUCGAUCCUUUCCUGCCAGAAUCGACAUUGAAGCUGAAUUUCAGCACUUUCGGAAACAUCGCUUCAGUGCAGAACAAGACUGAUCCAGAGACCGGGAGCUUCCUAGGCAUUGCCUUGGUGAAGUAUCGAGAUGCUGUUAGGGACGGCUUCGAGGUAUCAGCUGCUUCGGCAGCAAAGAAAGCUGAAGAGUUCAGUGGACAGCGGAUCGGCAUGCAUGCUAUCAAAGUCGAGCUUGAUCGCGAAGGCCGAAAAUGCAAGCGAUAUGUGGAAGCUGCCUUGAAGAAGAUGCGAGAAGAGCGUGACAGACAUCUGAACGCAGCACCACCCUCUGCUCCAGCAGAAGACAAGAAGUCUGGGAAAGCGUCGACACCAGCUGCUCCUUUGAACGCGCCACGAGGCCCCUCCGCGAAAUCCUCUAAACCACCUCCAUCGGGACCGAAGGGCUCUAGAGCUGAAGAUAGUGGCCCACCUGCCAAGUCUGGUCCAGCUUCAUUGAUCGAGGACAAGUCAGUUCUCAGCAAGAUCAAGCGCAAGCCUUAUAUUCAUAUCCCGCAUAAGUCUGUACCUGUGCUCGGAACGACCAUACCUCACUUGAAGAAGAGACUGAAAGCGUACGAUUGGCGAGAGGUCCGACUUGACAAGUCCGGCUAUUACGUGGUAUUUGACGACUCUAAGCGUGGCGAGGAUGAGACACAGCGUUGCUAUGACGAAUGCAACAAUGCGGCUCUCUUCACAUACAAGAUGGCAAUGGAAUGCCAGAAGUACGGCAAUCCUGAUUAUGAGCGAAGUCCAAGUCCCGAGCGAGUGGUACAAGAAAGCAAGAAGCGGGAAGAAAUUGAGCGACUACAACGGGAAGAGGCUGAAGAUUUGGAGAUCGAGAAGAAGAGCAGGGCUGAGAAUCUCGAUCCGGUCCAAGGCGCUCUGGAACAGCUUCGCAUGGAACUCCGAGACAAGAUCCUCAACGACAUCAAGCAACGAAUAGCCAUUCCUAUCUUUCACGAAAGCCUCGAGCCAGCCAAGCAUGUCGCGAAACGAAGAAAACUUGGCUUGCCCGAUGCCGUGGACCAAGAGAACAAAGCUUCUGCUUUGUUGUACAGCAAAGCGGGAGACGCACCUCCGGAUUUCCCGAAAUCACGUCGCGGAAAGCCCCUACGACCGCACGAUCCAAAUCAGCGAGGCAGAAAAGGCGACAAGAACAAGGAGCCAAGCAAUGCCUUCAUCGACGAGAGAAGACGAAAGCCUGCGCAAAGGCCUGUUCACGCCAGAGGCCUGCACUUCCGACUACAGCAAAUGUACGCCGAAGAGGAAGAAGAAUCGGACGACGAACGGCAUACAUCUGUCACACGCGAUACCGAAGAUCAAGAAAGUAGGCCGCUUAGUCGCGCAAGCAGGAACUCGACGCCAUUCGAUUCGGAGUCGGUCACGGAUACGCCCAAAUCGAAGCGUCGCAAGGUUGCUGAAUGGGAGGACGAAGAGAAGGAAACGUUCGAUGCCUUCCACAAGGAGAUGCUUGGUCACCUCUUGCAUAAGGAGCCUGAGGACCUUGCAACUCGUGAGCUAGAGCUUGUGGUCAACACUCUUCCUCGUACAUCCAAACAUGGCACACGCGCUCGUACCGAGCUCUAUAUCCGGCAGCGAUCGAGAGACGAUGACGAUCUUUUCCAAGUUCAUUCUGAGAAGGCGACCGGCGAGGCGGCACUCGAAAAAUCGGUAUUGGCGACUACUGAAGCUGCGGCCGAUGAUGCCAGAGCCACGAAAGAGAAGUCGAAGAAGAAGCGCAAGACCAAGAAACAGCUCCUCGAAGAGCAAGAAGCCCUCAAGGCUGAGGCGAAGAAGGCCAAGGCUGCAAGCAAGCCGGUCGCUGAGGAGACCGUCACCAAGAUUGAAGAGAAAGAGCGUGAGCUUGAACAAGCGCCUGUCGAUGAGGACGUUGAGCUGGAUCUCACGUACGACAAGCCUCGGAGAACGGUCGAAGAAGAUCAUGGCAUGAUACUUGACAUCGAUGGCUGGCAGCACUUCAUCAAGGACGACGAGGACUUUGCUUUCGCGAAGAAAGCAGUUGUUGACCUCACUGCUUAUGAAUUGGGAGACCCCAGAGCGUGGGCUUGGAAGCAGAAAGAGAUCAAGGAGCUCAAUAGUAGUGGUGAGGCAGGUGUUCCACAUCCAGAGCCUCUGAUCUCUGGUUACUAUGUGCCGAACCCAACAGGAUGCGCUCGGACCGAGGGCGUAAAGAAGAUUCUGAACGAGGAGAAGGGCAAGUAUCUGCCUCACCGCAUCAAGGUCCAGAAGGCUCGAGAGCAGAGACAAGCUCAAGCAACUGCAAAUCCGGCAGCUGCAGCUGAAGCUGUGAAGAUCGCCGCAGCUGAGAAGGUCGCCAGCACUGCAACAUCACGAAGCAACCGUGUCAACAACCGUCGUCUCGUCAAUGACAUCAAUCUUCAGAAGCAAGCAUUCGCGACUUCAAACAGCGAUGCUGAUGUCGCCAUCCGUUUCAAUCAGCUCAAGAAACGCAAGAAACUGGUCAAGUUUGAUCGUUCCGCCAUUCACGGCUGGGGUCUCUACGCCGAAGAGAAUAUCGCUGUCAACGACCUGAUCAUCGAGUACGUCGGAGAGAAGGUCAGACAAAAGGUGGCCGACAUGCGUGAGAUCAAAUACGACAAGCAAGGUGUUGGCUCCUCAUAUCUCUUCCGCAUGAUUGACGAUGAGAUUGUCGAUGCAACUAAAAAGGGUGGCAUUGCUCGUUUUAUUAACCACUCUUGCGAUCCCAACUGCACAGCAAAGAUCAUUAAGGUCGAAGGCACGCCGAGAAUCGUCAUCUAUGCCCUGAAAGAUAUUGGCAAGAACGACGAAUUGACCUAUGACUACAAAUUCGAACGUGAAUACGGCUCGACCGACCGAAUACCAUGUCUUUGUGGUUCUGCGAACUGCAAGGGCUUCUUGAACUAAAGAUACCCAGCGCCACUGAAGGAGAUGUCUACAACGUAAUCUUGGCAAAGUUCGAACGCUAUUGUUACACUAUGGCUUUCCUUGUCUUUCGGGCGGCGUUCAAAAUUUGGUGCAUCUGCGAGGCGCUGGUGAUUCUUAUCUACAGGAGUUUUGUGCCAGCAAAUGGAGCACAGGCGUGUGCGAAGCGCAGAGUAUACGCCUGGGGUAUGACAUGUAAGAAGAAGGAUCGGACGAAAGACGGCCGACCAGCCAGAAGACCAAAAGAGUCCAGACUGAACUUGAAGAGUGAGAACUG